AUGACUGAGGUUCAAUGGUUGUUGAGUCUUAAUCUGAACCCACUUCAGCUCUCAGCCCCUCGAAGGGCUUUGUACUUCUACGUGCGAUCUCAGUUGAAUAAGUACGUGCCUGACUUAAGAGGCAUACUGAUCGGCAUUAAUAAACGGUCAGAAGCGAUACAUCCCUCACCGGGAUUGGCGACGCCUCGAGAUGAUGGUGCCCACUGCAUCAUUCGCUUCCUUCCAGAGUAUCCCUUUGCCAGGGUGAAUUUUUCGGUGAAUGCUACUGUCUUUCGUGCCAGUGUUGGUCUCCGUUUGAAUGCUAUGGUCAAUGCCGUCAAGCCUCAACGCAUAAUCUGUCGGUAUGAAGACACUUUUUCGUUCAACAUCAUCAUCCCACUGCAAGGCGAGGAUGCGGAACCUCUUCCAAAUGAAGCAGAAAGUGGUGACCCUGUGUCUAUCUUUCCUCGUGACCUUGUACAAGUGGAAUUAUCACGAGUGGUUUGUCCACCCAUUGGCCAUGGUAUGCACCUCUGGGGUCGUAUUUUGUCUGUUUUGGAGCGGGGAAAUUUGGCCAAGAAGGUACUUGGCCUUCCUUUUGACAACGAAGUAGAGGAGACAGAGACAGCCUCUCAUCUUCAAGUAAAAAAGUCAAAGAAGAGGACUUUAGGUGAAACUGAAGCGCAGGAGGAGAUGACGCCUGUUAAAAAGAAAAAGAGGUCGAAACUGUUGGAAGGGAAUUAUGCAGGAGAGAAUGAAGGUUGUAGUGUUCGGCUUAAUAAAACUGAACAACUUCAAGAGACGUCCGAACUUGUGAUACAGAGGAAUGCAACAUCUGAGAAGGCGGCAAGGAAAAGGAAAUCAAGAAAUCACGAAGUUGCGGAGAAUCCGGUUCAAGCCGUAGAAGAUGAAGCUGGCCUUGAAUUAAUUCAUGACUCACUUGAUCAAUUGAGUCCCGAUCUAGCAACUUUGUCGAAGCACACCAAAGCCGAAAAGCAUGUAACCGUUGAGGGAGAGGUCGUCGAUCUUCACGGUGUAGUGAGGUGCGAGUCAGUAUCUGUCUCGGCGCAAAAUACUUCAAAGAAGCCUCAAACUAUUACUAGAAAGAGAGCGAAGAAGCUUGUUCAUUUGAAGGUGGAUCCAGAUUCUGCCUUAGCGCCAUCGGUAAAUAGAAGGACUUCCAGUGAGUCUACCCUUAACGAAGCUGUUUCAAUGGUGGAGGCAGAGGAUGAGGAAGAGGCGGAAACACCGGUCGCGAGAAAGCGUCCUGCAACAUCCGUUCGUCUGCAAGUGGAUCCAAAAGAAUCGUUACAGCAGCAUUGGUACUUGGUGCGAAAGUUGGAGCAGAGCCCAGACAUUUCCACGUCCUCUGAGGAGGAGGAGGAGGAGGAGGGUGCAGACGUGGCGACUGUAGUUACACGAGGUUGA
Messenger RNA from Hydatigera taeniaeformis, 1407 nucleotides. The record is from the annotation of a GenBank genome assembly. Lineage: Eukaryota; Metazoa; Platyhelminthes; Cestoda; Cyclophyllidea; Taeniidae.